Molecule: messenger RNA, 3123 nt
Organism: Neocloeon triangulifer
Lineage: Eukaryota; Metazoa; Arthropoda; Insecta; Ephemeroptera; Baetidae
Gene: Tao
Product: serine/threonine-protein kinase Tao
Exons: 9
Coding region: 351-2954 (867 amino acids)
Biological process (GO): protein phosphorylation
Molecular function (GO): protein kinase activity; ATP binding
Source: RefSeq, a predicted model, not a curated record
UGGUGCGACGCGUGCGCUGUGUCCUGGUGUCCCAGCCCGUGGCUAGUGCGCCUGCGCCUGGCCCAUUGCGAAGUUUGCGAGCCUGUUUCAGAUUUCCAAAUCGAUUUGCGAGUCGCCCCGCUUCUGAUGAGGCCCCGCGGCUAAUCGCGCAGCCCCAGUGCCGGCAACGCUCCGCCGUCGGCUGCCCCCACGUCUGCCCUUCCGAAGUGGCCACUCGGCAGGCGGCCGCGCUGUCCAGGGGGUCUGAGCGGCUGAAAAACGGGCCUUCGACUCCCUCCGACGGCCAUCUUAGUUUUGACCGACCGCGGUUUUCAGGUGAUGGCCCAAAACUGAAGACCGCCGCGUACGCCAUGCCCGCCGUAGCCAGGCCGGGCAGCCUGAAGGACCCGGAGAUCGCGGAGCUCUUCGAGCGCGGCGAUCCGGAAAAGACUUUCGAGGACCUGCGUGAGAUCGGGCAUGGCUCUUUCGGCGCCGUGUACUAUGCGCGGCACGUGCCAACCAGGGAGAUCGUGGCCAUCAAGAAGAUGUCCUACCUGGGAAAGCAGUCGGCCGAAAAGUGGCAGGACAUCCUUAAAGAGAUUCGCUUCCUGCGCCAGCUCAGCCACCCCAAUACGAUCGAGUACAAGGGCUGCUACCUGCAUGACAACACGGCCUGGCUGGUCAUGGAAUACUGCGUCGGCAGCGCCUCGGACAUCCUUGAGGUGCACAAACGACCCCUGAUGGAAGAGGAGAUCGCAGCCAUCUGCGAGGGUGUCCUCAGGGGUCUUGCCUACCUCCACUCAAUGGGCCGCAUUCACAGGGACGUCAAAGCAGGCAACAUACUGCUCACUGAGAACGGCGUUGUCAAAUUAGCUGAUUUUGGUUCUGCGGCAACCAAAUGUCCUGCCAACUCUUUUGUGGGUACUCCAUACUGGAUGGCGCCAGAGGUGAUUCUGGCAAUGGAUGAGGGACAGUACGACGGCAAGGUGGACGUCUGGUCCAUGGGCAUCACAUGCAUAGAGUUGGCCGAGCGCAAGCCGCCCUAUUUCAACAUGAACGCGAUGAGUGCCUUGUAUCACAUUGCUCAGAACGAGUCGCCGCAACUGCAGGCGGCCGAAUGGACCGAUGUCUUCAGACACUUUGUUGACGCUUGCCUGCAUAAGAAUCCGCAGGACAGACCCACCUCUUCCAGACUCCUUUCACACCAAUUGGUCACACGGACCCGCUCACCAACCGUGUUGAUCGACCUUAUUGGUCGCACCAAGGCCGCCGUGCGUGAUCUCGACAACCUCAAUUACCGCAAAAUGAAGAAAAUCUUAAUGGCCGAUGAAAACGACGCAGGUGCCAGUGAUGAGGGCAAGAGCAACUCUGUUACCUCCGAGCACAGUCUGCACUCGGUGGCCGCUUCCGUGGCAUCGACAGGCUCCAACAGCAGUUUGGCCAAUCCCGAGGCACCUCCUGUUCCGCCACACGCUUCCACGUCCGAAGAGCUAAUUCCAAUGAGGCCGCAUGCCUCCAACUUUGCCACUAUCAGGACGACGUCAAUUGUGACCAAACAACAAAAAGAACAUAUGCAGGAGGAGAUGCAUGAGCAAAUGUCGGGAUACAAGCGUAUGCGGCGUGAACACCAAGGUGCUCUGCUUAAACUUGAAGAGCGGUGCAAGGUUGAAAUGGAGGGGCACAAGCAAGUGCUAGACAAGGAGUAUGAAGCUCUGCUGAGUCAAUUCAGCAAAGAGCUGGAACGACUCACGCAGCGCCACCAGCAGGAGCUCGAGCGGCGCCUAAAAGCGAAUGUUGCGGCCGAACGAAGGUUGCUGAAAGACAUCACCACAAGGCAGGAGGCGGACCGAAAAGCUUUUGAGACCCAAAAGAAGAGGGAGUACAAGGCGAGUAAAGAGCGCUGGAGGCGGCAGAUGGAUGACGAGGCAACACCCAAGAGACAGAGGGACGCUGCUCUGGCCUCCCAAAAGGAGAACCACAAGCAGGUCGAGGCUCAGGAGGAGCAACGUUUGGUGCGUGGGCAGAAGGAUUACCUGGAGCUGGAAAUGAGGAAGCUGCGUCGUAAGAAGCUGCUGCAAAUUCAACAUCUAGAAUUGGAGUUGUUACGAGAGGAGUUGGUAAAACGGCAACAGCAGCUUGAGACGGCACAUUCGAUGUUGCUCAGACAUCAUGAGGCCACCCAAGAGCUCGAGUAUCGCCAACAGAGAGCCGUGCAUGCGUUGCGAGAGGAGCAGGUAUCUCGACAACACCAAACUGAGUUAAAUUCGCAACGAGAGUACAUGACUCGGACAGAGCGGGAACUUCGAAAGAAACAUGCAUUGGAGCUUAAGCAGCAGCCAAAGAGCCUAAAACAGAAAGAGGCACUGAUUAGGAAGCAGUUCCGCGACACAUGCAAAAUCCAGACACGGCAGUACAAGGCUUUAAAGUCUCAUAUCCUCCAGACCACGCCAAAGGAAGACCAAAAGGCAGUCAUAAAGAAGCUCAAGGAAGACCAGAUGCGGAAGCUUGCGCUGCUCGGCGACCAGUACGAGCAGAGCAUUGCAGAGAUGCUACAGAAACAGUCAAUCAGACUGGACGAAAGCCAGGAGGCUGAAUACUCUCGACUGAAGGAGCGUCUCGAUUAUGAGAUGGAAAUGUUGAUGGCCUACCAGUCGAAGAACAAGAUGCAGGCUGAGGCGCAGCGAAAUCGUGAACGCAAGGAGCUCGAGGACCGUGUCAGUGUGCGUCGCGCCCUGCUUGAGCAGAAGAUGCACGAAGAGAGCCUGCAGUUUAAGCAGGAGCGGCACGAGCGACUGCGCAUGUUGCAGGAGCGACAUGAUAAGGAUCUUGACUCUUUUGACGAAGAGUCCGCUCGCCUCGGAUUCAGUGCGCUCGCGAUUGCCGAGAGCUCAAAGGAGGCGUACGAGGAGGAGAGCCUGAGCGGCAGCAUGCUCAGCCUAGCCCAUAGCAACAGCUCCUCCUCCUUCCCCCUGUGAUCGAGAAGUGACACUCAGGACUAGUCUCAGUGAUAUACUCACUCACUCCAGGACACUUGACUUGAAUCAAAGUGCAGUGCAUCUAUCCCCAGCAUAAUAAGCAAGCAAACAAACGAAUGCAGCGUCAAUCAAUAAAAAUCACAAUUGCAGUGAACAACGGUGCUCCAUU